UACCUUCCCCACUUCGUACUUCGGCUUCUCUUCCUCGAUAAACACGUAAAUAAUUUUUUUUCUUCUUCCUCUGCUUCAAGUCUUCAACUCUCUUCUCCUCCUCGUCGUCCUCUUCGAUCUCUCCUCCCAUUUCCACGCGGAGGGGAGGCGACAGCGCAAUAAAGGCGGCGCCUUUGCCCCUCCCCAGCAUGCGGAGCUAGCCACACGGUGGGGGACCCACGCCAUGCAGACGGGGCCCGCAUCGCCGGAGAAGCCGCCGGCCGUGGAGCCGGAGGCUGAGGCGAAGGUGGAGGGAGCGGCGGAGGCUGGCGAGGAGCAGGGGAAGGCGGAGGAGGCGGUGAAGAUGGAGGGUAAGGAGGAGGAGGGCGAGGAUGAGGAGGAGGAGGAGGAGGAGAGGAGGGGAGGUGGGCGGCGGCGGCGGCGCGGUACGGUGGGGGAUGGCGCGGUGGUGAUGGUGAAGCGGGAGCUGCUCGUGCGCUGCAUGACGUGCCCGCUCUGCCGCCGCCUGCUCCGCGACGCAACCACCAUCUCCGAGUGCCUCCACACAUUUUGUAGAAAGUGUAUCUAUAAGAAGCUCAAUGAUGAAGAGCAAGAUCACUGCCCAGUAUGUAAAAUUGAUCUUGGCUGCACUCCACUUGAGAAGCUUAGAGCUGAUAACAAUCUACAAGAUGUGAGAUCAAAAGUUUUUCCAUUCAAAAGAAAAAAGAUUAAUGCUGAAGAAGUUGAAUCUCCCAUUAUGCUACAUGUUAAAAGGAAAGAAAGGUCUAUCUCUUCAUUGGUGGUGAAUACACCUCGAAUAACACCAGCAGGUUUGACAGGGCGGCGCACAAGGGCGGUUACCAGGAAGGCAGCCGCGUUACGUGGCCUUGGUCCUAUCAUUGUGGAUCCUUUGAAAAAGGAUAAUGAUAAUUUGAAUAAGCAAACUGAUAAUUCAAGCUUGCUAGAUAGCUUGAGCAAAAUACCUCAAACAAGAAGACAGGUAUUGUCAAAUGGGGACACUUCAAGUCAUCCCUCUGGUAAAGAUAAAGCAGGUGAUAAUAAGGACUUGGAUAAGGCGGAGCUCUGGAGACCUUUGAAUUGUCUUGUAGAGGCUGCAAGCAAAACAAAGCCCCCCCGGACAAGUGCACAGAGUCCAGCUUUUAAGGUAGAGAAGCCCAAUGAAUCUCCUAGUAGUGAGCAUUCUAGCAGAACUAAGGCUAAGGAGCCUCUCCAGAAGUCCAAAGUUCAGGAUGACAAGAAAGAUAUUCCUGAGCCAAUAGUGCUGCUUAGAAGGAGAGGGCCUGGUCGGAAGAGGAAACACCCCCUACUUUCAGCCAAUGCAGCUUCCAGUGCUGCAGCUAGCCAGAACGAGAAGACAUUAAGCCCAGUAUGGUUUUCACUGAUUGCCUCGUUUGACCAGAAAGGCGACCCUCCCUUGCCUCAGAUACCUGCCCACUAUUUGAGAAUAAAGGAUGGAAGCAUACCUGCAUCAUCCAUCCAAAAGUAUAUUAUGCAGAAGCUCAGUCUUCUAAGUGAAUCUGAGGUUGAAAUAAGCUGCUGCGGACAGUCAGUGAACCCUGCACAACCUGUGCGCAAUUUAGUGGAGCGGUGGCUGAGGGUUGGCCCGGCGCGCCCUUUGCAGACGAUGAUAGGCUCCUCUGGAGGAGAUUAUGUGAUGGUGAUAAGCUAUGGGCGACCAAAGUCUGCAUCUUCUUGAAUGUACCAUAGUCGACUUGGUGAUCUCCUAAUCAGACAUAAGGUUGCGCUGGCCCAUGGGAAGAGGUCAUCAAAGAUACAGGGCUCCCCGUUGACAUAUACUCAACAAUGUAGCUGGCUACUUUGCACUCUGCAGCCAGCCCUCUUGCUCUCACUGAUGCUGUUAGAUGAUGCUCGGUUCUUUAAGGAUUUGUUUGUUCUUUCGUUGUUGUUAUACAGAUGAGAUGAAAGUCGUAAUUUGGAGUUUGGGGGAGGCUGUGAGAAUUGACAUCUAGGUCGGAUAAAGAGAGGUGAUAUCGUUGCCCCGCCCUUGGAAGUUGGAAGUGAUGAAUGAUUACGGUGGGCUGCAGGUUGUUUCUUCAGUUCUUUUUCCUUCUUCCUACUUGAAAAAUUCUUUUUCCUUCUUCCUACUUGAAAAAAAAAAUGCAAUGUAGUUUCUUUAGUUGCCCGGAUCUGAAUUGCUGUAAUACCUGUCUGUGAUUUAUUUGGAUUGUUGGAUCAAAGUGUUUGUCGAUCUGCUGUUGUUCUGUUC
Messenger RNA from Phragmites australis (common reed), 2227 nucleotides. RefSeq names its product E3 ubiquitin protein ligase DRIP2-like. Bases 224 to 1696 code for a protein of 490 amino acids. The transcript has 7 exons. The record is from RefSeq and is a predicted model, not a curated record. NCBI's taxonomy places the organism in Eukaryota, Viridiplantae, Streptophyta, Magnoliopsida, Poales, Poaceae. Gene Ontology annotation, molecular function: ubiquitin-protein transferase activity.